Molecule: messenger RNA, 944 nt
Organism: Cynocephalus volans (Philippine flying lemur)
Lineage: Eukaryota; Metazoa; Chordata; Mammalia; Dermoptera; Cynocephalidae
Gene: SNRPN
Product: small nuclear ribonucleoprotein polypeptide N
Exons: 7
Coding region: 89-811 (240 amino acids)
Biological process (GO): mRNA splicing, via spliceosome
Cellular component (GO): catalytic step 2 spliceosome; U4 snRNP; U2-type prespliceosome
Molecular function (GO): RNA binding
Source: RefSeq, a predicted model, not a curated record
CUGCGUCAUACCUUUAUCUAUAGCCUUCCCCAGGUCUUAAAGGUCCUGAAAGUUUACUGUGGACAUCGGACUUGGUGGAACAGCAAUCAUGACUGUGGGCAAGAGCAGCAAGAUGCUGCAGCACAUUGACUAUAGAAUGAGAUGUAUCCUGCAAGAUGGCCGGAUCUUCAUUGGCACCUUUAAGGCUUUUGACAAGCAUAUGAAUUUGAUCCUCUGUGAUUGUGAUGAGUUCAGGAAGAUCAAGCCAAAGAAUGCAAAGCAGCCAGAGCGUGAAGAAAAGCGGGUUUUGGGUCUGGUGUUGCUGCGUGGGGAGAACUUGGUAUCCAUGACUGUGGAGGGGCCACCCCCCAAAGAUACUGGCAUUGCUCGGGUACCACUUGCUGGAGCUGCUGGAGGCCCUGGAGUUGGUAGGGCAGCUGGCAGAGGAGUACCAGCUGGUGUACCAAUUCCCCAGGCUCCUGCUGGAUUAGCAGGCCCUGUCCGAGGAGUUGGGGGACCAUCCCAGCAGGUCAUGACUCCACAGGGAAGAGGCACUGUGGCGGCUGCUGCUGUUGCUGCCACUGCCAGCAUUGCUGGAGCACCAACACAGUAUCCACCAGGACGGGGGACUCCACCCCCACCUGUAGGCAGAGCAACCCCUCCUCCAGGAAUAAUGGCUCCUCCACCUGGUAUGAGGCCACCCAUGGGCCCACCGAUUGGGCUUCCCCCUGCUCGAGGAACGCCAAUAGGCAUGCCUCCUCCAGGAAUGAGACCCCCUCCACCAGGAAUUAGAGGUCCACCUCCCCCAGGAAUGCGUCCACCAAGACCCUAGGAUACUUUUGAUUCAUCUCAGUCACUUUUUUCCCUGCAAUGUGUCUUGUGAAAUUGUGUAGAGUGUUUGUGAGCUUUUUGUCCCCUCUUUCUGCAUUAAUAAUAGCUAAUAAUAAAUGCAUAGAGCAAUUAAA